This is a messenger RNA of Ceraceosorus guamensis, 2390 nucleotides long. RefSeq lists its product as hypothetical. The record is from RefSeq and is a predicted model, not a curated record. The transcript has 2 exons. Lineage: Eukaryota; Fungi; Basidiomycota; Exobasidiomycetes; Ceraceosorales; Ceraceosoraceae. The coding region runs from base 232 to 2295 and encodes 687 amino acids.
GCAGGACAUUCUCGCCAUUACCAUUCACUGAUCGCUCUCGUCUCCUCUUCGAUCGCGCUUCACUGUCGUACGUUGGGAGCACGCACUCUGUCGAGUCGUUCAAGGCAGUGCGUUCAGCGCAUCCGUGCUGCGCUUCGCUAUACUCCACUGCAGUCGGAGCGCUGCGCCUCUCGAGACAAUUCAGCAGACGUUCCAACGCCUUCGCUGGUAGCUUUGCACCUUGCUCUCAAGAUGAGCUCUUCCCCUCCACCAGCUCGAGGCCGAGCCCCACUCAGUCCUCAGGUCGCUGCUGCUCAUAGCCAUGCACACGCUCAGGCAGUCGCACUCGCCUCUGCUGCCCACGCCGCUGCUCAUGCCCAGCAAUUGUCGACCUCGCCAAGAUCUGCUCAUGGGGAUGGCGCAGACGGAGAUGACGAUAAUGAGGGCGAGGAGGUGUUCAGCAACCCUGACACAGCUGAGCUCGAAGCGCUGUCGGAUGGCACGGGCGCCACGUCGCCUGGGCCAAACAGUCCCGGACCUAGUAGCCCGCUUCAGCGACCUGCAUUGCCUCACGGCACUGGACCUCAUGGCACGCUCAAGGAGCUGCCAGUGCUCAGCACGUCUGGAGUGCCUGUACCAUUCGGGGUUGGAUCAGCGGUCGCACAGCCAUCGCUCGAGACCUCUCGGACUACGCGAGCUCCGACAAACAAUCGCCAACCCAUUCGGGCACCGCUCCUCCGCGGCAACAGCACUGGUAAUGUGAUCGGAGCUCCGGCCUCACCAGUGUCUGCCAUCUCCACCUCUUCGAGUGCGGCUGGUCUCAGCCUAGGAACUUUACCAUCUGCUCAUGGUCUACCCGCUGAUCCUCGCGAGGCGACCACCUUGUCUACGCUUUUCACGCAUCCACCCGCGCAAUCGCCAGCCGAAGAGAUCAGCCAGCCAGUGUUUGCGUUGCGUAGCAUGCCCACGACCCGACCCACCUCUCCGUCGAAAAGUCCAGCUCGACUUGGCAUGGGCUCUGCAACGCUUCAAGGCUCAGACCCUCAGCGCAUCGCUUCUGGUAGACAUGCUCAUGCCCAAGAAGAAAGCAUCUUUGAGAGAGAUAUCGAACACCGCGAUGCAAACCACUCCUUUACCAAGGCAGAGGCCAUCGAGGUGGCUAUCCCUCCUGUGCUCGAUGACGCUGUGGAAGCCAUUCGCGAAGGUGAUAGUAUCGAAAUCGUGGCGCCGCAGUCCGCACCCGCACCUACUGCGCUUUCAACACAGGCUCUCUCAGCGCAUACUCAGUCACCUCUUGGGGGUGCCUCCGCCGGAAACGACGUUGGACCUCCUGGAACUUUGGCCGCACAGCUCGCGGAGCGAUUUGGUCUGGACGGCAUGAGCCAUCCGGCAAGUAGUGCUGGUGCACCCAGUGCCAACGCAUCUCCAGUAAUUUCUCGUCGCCAUAGAAGACCGCUCUCGGAUGCCAGUAGCUCUUCAAGUGCUGGCCCCUUCAGCAAUGCGGCAAGUGCUGGAAUGCAGCAAGUUUUGGAGAGCGGCACAACCUCUCCGCUACCCCCCCUGGGCUCCACUCUGUUUGGCACGUCGCAGGUCCGCUCGACUUCCAGAGGUAAUGCAUUGCCGUCUCCUCCCGCUGCAGCAUCCAGCCUGUCUGUGGCCGGCGCCGGUGGAGCUUCGCCUCUUCCCGGCGUGUCCAUGCCCGACCCGUUCCGCACCUCUUCGCCAGCCUCGACGCUUGCCCCGCUUCCAAAUCUGCCGGCGCCGUCCGCCAGCGAAGUGCUUCCAACCAGCAGUCUCAGCAUGGAUGGCGCGGUGAUUGCCAGCUCAGACGUUGCGACUGCAGAUGGAAGCCUUGGAGCGUUCGCCAAUGCUCUCGGCAAGUCUACAUCCGCCUCGCCCUACGUACGAGGCGUCAGCGCUUCGCCGCGCUUUGGUUCGCCUGCCAUGGAGCGCAGCAAGUCGAUCAGCGGUGCUCCUGGAAUGCCUGGCGCUUUGCCAGACGUCAGCACACCACCAGUGCCAUCAUCGACUACCAAGCGCCUGAGUUUCUUUUCGUAUUCUGAUAUUCUUAACCAUACCCCCGGGCAAUUGCUCGAUUUCAAUGGAGCCGUCAAAGCGUCCGCCGAGACGGAUGCUGAUGCGCACGCAAUCGGACUGGGCCUUGGAAGCGGUCAAGGACUCGAUUUGCACUCGCCUCGCAUCGGUGCCAGCGGCUCGGCGACGCCCGCUCACCCUCGUCUCAGCUCCGACUUUAGCGUCUUGUCCAGACGCACUGACGCGAUGAAUCUGUCGGCCGACAUUUCUCGCAAGCAGUGAGGGCUGGACUCACAGUCGCUAAAGUCACAGUCACCGUCUGUACAUAGCACUCGCCGUCACGACUUUCUCGACUUUUCUACAAAAUUAGCGAAUCC